GACGACGACGACGACGACGAUGGCCACCUUUGGGGCCCUGGGCCUGGCGCCCUGGCUGGUGGAGCAGUGUCAGCAACUGGGUCUGCGGCAGCCCACGCCGGUGCAGCAAAGUUGUGUCCCCGCCAUCUUGGAGGGUCAGGACUGCAUGGGCUGUGCGAAGACGGGCAGUGGCAAGACAGCUGCGUUUGUCUUGCCAAUCCUCCAGAAGCUCUCCGAGGAUCCCUACGGGAUUUUCUGCCUCGUGCUGACGCCGACCAGGGAGCUGGCCUAUCAGAUCGCCGAGCAGUUCCGAGUCCUGGGGAAGCCUCUUGGUCUGAAGGAUUGCAUCGUGGUCGGUGGGAUGGACAUGGUGACCCAGGCCCUGGACCUGUCCCGCAAGCCACACGUGGUCAUCGCCACCCCGGGUCGCCUGGCCGAUCACCUCCGCAGCUCCAGCACCUUCAGCAUCAAGAAGAUCCGCUUCCUGGUGAUGGAUGAGGCGGACCGGCUGCUGGAGCAGGGCUGCACGGACUUCACCAAGGACCUGGAGGUGAUCCUGGGUGCCGUGCCAGCCCGGAGGCAGACACUUCUGUUCAGUGCCACGCUGACCGACACGUUGAAGGAGCUCCGGGGCGUGGCCAUGAACAAGCCCUUCUUCUGGGAAGCCCAGUCCCAGGUGCGCACUGUGGAGCAGCUGCAUCAGCGCUACCUGCUAGUGCCUGAGAAGGUCAAGGACGCCUACCUCGUCCACCUGAUCCAGACUUUCCAGGAUGAGCACGAGGACUGGUCCAUCAUCAUCUUCACCAAUACUUGCAAGAACUGCCAGAUCCUGAAUAUGAUGCUGAGGAAGUUUAACUUCCCUGCCGUCGCACUGCAUUCCAUGAUGAAGCAGAAGGAGCGCUUUGCUGCCUUGGCCAAGUUCAAAUCCAGCAUCUACAGGAUCCUGAUUGCGACAGAUGUGGCCUCCAGAGGUUUGGACAUCCCCACAGUCCAGGUCGUCAUCAACCAUAACACCCCGGGGCUCCCCAAGAUCUACAUCCACCGUGUGGGCCGCACUGCCCGGGCAGGCCGACACGGGAUCGCCAUCACGCUGGUGACGCAGUACGACAUCCAUCUGGUGCACGCCAUCGAGGAGCAGAUCAAGAUGAAGCUGGAGGAUUACACUACUGUGGAGGAGAGCGAGGUGCUCAAGAUCCUUACCCAGGUCAACGUGGUGCGCAGAGAGUGUGAGAUUAAACUGGAAGCAACGGAUUUUGAUGAAAAGAAGGAGAUCAACAAACGGAAGCAGUUGAUCCUGGAAGGGAAGGACCCAGACUUAGAAGCCAGGAGGAAAGCGGAGCUGGCCAAAAUCAAGAAGAGAAACAAGCAGUUUAAGGAGCAGGUUGUGCAGACGCUGCAGAAGCAGAAAGCUCUCCAGCUGCAACGAAAGCAGAAGAAGCGGAAACUGCAACAGCAGCGGCCACCGCCACCACCAGAGACCGAGGCGAAGGCGUGACGGCUCCCUGUGCUCCCCAGACUCUGGGCAGAGGAGAGACUCGUGGGUGCUCAGACGGUCUGAGAGGCCCCCGCCCCCUUGGGUGCCCUCCUGUGUCCUUCUGUCUCCCAGAAUAAAGGCAACCACCCACCCCU
Molecule: messenger RNA, 1608 nt
Organism: Tachyglossus aculeatus (Australian echidna)
Lineage: Eukaryota; Metazoa; Chordata; Mammalia; Monotremata; Tachyglossidae
Gene: DDX49
Product: DEAD-box helicase 49
Exons: 13
Coding region: 20-1474 (484 amino acids)
Molecular function (GO): RNA helicase activity; ATP binding; nucleic acid binding
Source: RefSeq, a predicted model, not a curated record